AUGAGAUUUCAAUCUCUUGUUCUCUUCUUCUUUAUUUUGUUGGCUUUUGCCACCAUGAAUCAAGCUAUACCAGUUGGUUGGAGUCCCAUAAAAAACAUCAGUGACAAAUUCGUGAAUAAUAUCGCCCUAUUCGCUGUUCGCGAGUACGACCAACAAAAAGGAGUAAAAUUGGAGUUUGAUAAACUUAUCAAGGGUGAAUUACAGGCUGUCGGGGUGGCUGGGACCAACUACCGCCUCACUUUUUCUGCAAAAAACGGUUCAUCUUAUAAUAACUAUGAAGCUGUUGUGUGGGUUCAGCCAGAGAACUACUCAUGGACCCUCACAUCCUUUAAACGCACUUGA
Molecule: messenger RNA, 342 nt
Organism: Lathyrus sativus (Indian pea)
Lineage: Eukaryota; Viridiplantae; Streptophyta; Magnoliopsida; Fabales; Fabaceae
Source: the annotation of a GenBank genome assembly